Molecule: messenger RNA, 1238 nt
Organism: Colletotrichum destructivum
Lineage: Eukaryota; Fungi; Ascomycota; Sordariomycetes; Glomerellales; Glomerellaceae
Product: Putative MICOS complex subunit Mic12 protein
Exons: 2
Coding region: 218-1051 (277 amino acids)
Biological process (GO): cristae formation
Cellular component (GO): MICOS complex; mitochondrial crista junction
Source: RefSeq, a predicted model, not a curated record
CCGUCCCGCUUCUCGGAAGCAUCCAAGAGCGACAACGCCCAAUUCGAUCUCACGACGGACCUAUUUCCCGAACCGAGCCAUGUUACCUUGAGCCAACACAAGCGAACCACGGAGAGGAAGUCACACCACAAAACAAAAAGAGAGAAAGAAAGAAGAAAAACACGGCUCAGUUGCGCACAAUCGCUUCGUGAUCAGAUCGAACCGAACGAGCGCUAUCAUGGGCUUCACCACUGGAUUCACCGGCGGCGUGACCGUGACCCUCGGCGUCGCCUACCUGACGGUCCUCGCCCACCAGCGCAACCGCGAAAGGCAAUCCCACAUCCUCCGCUCGCAGACCCACGUCCUAUCCUCCCUCCUUGAGCCCCAGGUCCGCAUCCCCCCGCCCCUGACGCGCUCCGAGCAGGCCGUCAAGGACCGCGAGACCAUCGUCACCACCGCCAAGGACCGCUGGAAUCGCGAGGUCCAGAACGCCGUCCGGUGGGCGCAGCGGACCGACUGGAACGAGGUGCGCGAGGGGCUCGAGAGCGGCGCCGCCAGGCUCUGGGGCGGCGCCAUCGACAAGGCCGGCGAGGCGGGGCAGGCCGUCGGGGACAAGGCCGCGCCGCUGGCAAGGGACGCGUCCGCGAGGGGCGCCGCCUUCGCGGAGGACACGGCCGACGGCGCGAGGAAGGAGGCGCGCAGCGCGUGGGAGCGCGCGAGGGAAAAGAGCCUUGCCGCCGAGGAGGCGGCGCGCGCCAGGGCCGUCGAGGCCAAGAAGUUUGUCGACGACAAGGCCGCCGAGGUCAAGGCCGCCGUGGGCGAGGCCGUCGAGAAGGGCAGGCAGCAGGGCGAGGCGGUGCUCGUGGCGGCGCAGCAGGCGGUGGGCGUGGCCGAGGACAAGAUCAGCGUCAAGGCAGACGGCAAGGUGCUCCCCGCGGCGUCGCCGGUGCAGAGGGCGCUGCACCAGCGGUACGAGAAGCCGAGCGGGCUGACCAAGUCGGUCAAGGAGGCCCUCGCCGAGCGGUACCAGCGAGUUGACGAGAGGGACAACACGCAGCUCAGGGGUAUCUGAGAGUGCCCUGUCGGAUGCAACAACGAAGAGUCAAAUGUCUCCCCGUGAGAAGAUGACGGGAAGCACGGGAGGAUCGGUAGAGGGUAUGAUGGAGGGCACCUGUACUACCACCACCAAACUACAAACUUAGAACGCGAAGUAAAACAAAGCAAAAACAGCAAGCCUUUUCCUUCUGCCGUGGACGAAU